Capsicum annuum is the source of this 1404-nucleotide messenger RNA. Its product is annotated as short-chain dehydrogenase TIC 32, chloroplastic. Bases 213 to 1160 code for a protein of 315 amino acids. The transcript has 8 exons. Lineage: Eukaryota; Viridiplantae; Streptophyta; Magnoliopsida; Solanales; Solanaceae. The record is from RefSeq and is a predicted model, not a curated record.
AGUGCAUUUGGCUUUUUUUUUUUCUUUUCUUGUUUCAUAGUGUAAAAUAACAUUGGAUUUAUCAAUCCAAUGAAAGAAAAAUGUCUUUACUCUUUGUAACAUAAAUUAUAUAUAUAUAUAUUCAUAUUUCUAGGAAUAAGAAAUUACAGUUGUUUUCUUGAUCUGUCACUAAUCUACAAAUCCAAGAAAAAUUAAUAGCAAAAAAAAAUAAAAUGUGGUUAUUUGGAUUGAAUGGAGCAUCUGGAUUUUCAUCUUCAUCAACUGCUGAACAAGUUACUCAAGGAAUUGAUGCUACUGGCCUUACUGCCAUUGUUACAGGAGCAUCUAGUGGUAUUGGUGCAGAAACAACGCGUGUCCUUGCAAUGCGUGGUGUACAUGUAGUGAUGGCGGUUCGCAAUGUAAAAAGUGGCACAGAAGUUAAAGAUAGUAUUCUUAAAGAGAUUCCUGAGGCCAAAAUUGAUGUAAUGGAGUUGGAUCUCGGGUCUAUGGCAUCCGUUAGGAAGUUUGCAGCAGAAUAUAACUCUACUGGCUAUCCUCUGAACAUCCUAAUCAACAAUGCAGGGGUUAUGGCUCCACCGUUCAUGCUUUCUCAAGACAACAUUGAAUUACAGUUUGCAACUAAUCAUUUAGGUCAUUUUCUUUUGACAAAUAUUUUGAUACAGAACCUAAAAGAUACAGCUCAAGCAAGCCAUAAAGAAGGGAGGAUUGUAAACGUUUCAUCAAUGGGACAUCGAUUUACAUACCGCGAAGGAAUUCGCUUUGACAAAAUCAAUGACAAAGAUAGUUACACUGCUAUACUUGCUUAUGGACAGUCAAAGCUUGCUAAUAUUUUACACGCGAAUGAACUUGCAAGGCAUUUCAAGGAGGAAGGAUCGGAAAUAACGGCUAAUUCACUUCACCCAGGGGCAAUUAAUACCAAUCUUCUCCGUCACCAUAAUUUGGUUGAAGGUAUAGUUAACUGGAUUGGCAAAUACUUCAUUAAAAAUAUUCCACAGGGAGCGGCAACAACAUGCUAUGUGGCUUUGCAUCCUCAGGUGAAGGGAAUAACCGGUGAAUACUUUGCGGAUAGCAAUAUUGCUGCACCAACUUCUCAGGCUAAAGAUGCAGAAUUGGCAAAGAAACUCUGGGAUUUCAGCUUGAAUUUGACAAAACCUCAGUAAAAGCAAUGCCAAUGUUGGUUUGUGGAUUGCUUAUCUCAGUAUGUGAUCAUCGGACUACGCUUCGUAAAUUCUCAUGUUUUUUUCUUUUCAAAUACUGUUUUGCUAUGCACACAUCUCUACUGGUUUUGGAUGUGUACAGAUAAAAACUACCCAAUCUGUGGUUUGUGCUCAGAUGCUUGGGUGCAAAGUAGUGGCACAUGUAGAAAACUUGAACUUCUUGAUUAUAGUGUCCCUUUUUGGUAUA